This is a messenger RNA of Folsomia candida, 2886 nucleotides long. RefSeq names its product mucolipin-3. Bases 470 to 2596 code for a protein of 708 amino acids. The record is from RefSeq and is a predicted model, not a curated record. The transcript has 9 exons. Gene Ontology annotation, cellular component: plasma membrane; lysosomal membrane. Gene Ontology annotation, molecular function: NAADP-sensitive calcium-release channel activity. NCBI's taxonomy places the organism in Eukaryota, Metazoa, Arthropoda, Collembola, Entomobryomorpha, Isotomidae.
GUGGUGAUCGUGGUGGUGGUGGCCGUGGUGGUGGAAAUCUGCAUCAUCUGGUUCUUCUGUAGGACACACACACAAUAAUAAAUACGAAUUCUGUACACUUCUUUGUCCUCCCAUUCUCAUUCAUCAUCUUUAAUUUAAGUGAUCAUUUAAAAAAAUUAAAUAAAUAAUAUUAAUUAUUUAGCAUAAAUUUAUCUGUCUUUUGGGAGAACGAAUUGGGAAAAGGAUUGGUGAGUAUGAGGAAGAAGAAAUGGUUUAGUUUGUAUUCUGGAUUGGAAAAAUAAAAUAAACAAUUGAAAUUUUGAAAUUGUGACAAAGUUAAUUACUUUUGGAGGAGAGGACGGGACAGCUUAUCAGCCUACGGGGGACGUGGGGAUGUGUGCGUUAGUUUAAUUAAUUAAUUAAUUAAUUGUUUGACUCUAAAGAUAAUCUAAUUAUCUUGCAAAAAGAAUUAAAUACGGUGUGAAACAUAAUGACGAUGACACGUUAUGGCAGUGUGAACAAUAAUGGUGGGGCUGGUUUGAUGAGUGUGAGCAUGAGUGGGCGGAGUGGCGUGGGCGUUGGUGGGGUCGAGGGGAUGACGGCGACGACGACGAAUAUCUCCUCCACGGAAUCCCCCCUUUUGGAUAAGAUGCGUCGCCAACUGCGCUACUUUUUUAUGAACCCUCUCGAAAAGUGGGAGACGAGACGUCAGUUUCCUUACAAAUUGACGAUCCAACUAAUAAAAAUAUUCUUUGUGACGUUUCAGUUGUGCCUUUUUGCGAGUUAUCGCUACGCCAGUGUAAACUACACGUGGGACAAUAAGAUCACAUUUUCCCAUCUUUUUAUCAAGGAUUGGGACACUAGUCGUGAAAUUACGUCGUACCCCCCGACCACCGGACCGCUCGCGGUGUACACGAAGGCUGAUUUUUACUCAUACUUUGACCACGCCGUCCAUGCGUACAGUGCCAUCGAGGAGCUCGCGAUAGGACCGUACUUUUACCCCACCAAGAACAAUACCGUGGCGCCGAUGAAGCUUUGCAUAGAGAGAUACUCGAACGGGGUGAUUUUCGGGUUUAACGAAUCCUACGUGUACGACGGUCUGACGGAGAACAGUUGCAUCACGUUGCCACCAAGUGUGAUCUCGACGGGGGAGAAGUUUUCCCUGGAGGAAUUUCUAGCCAAGUAUAACGCCUCGAUUUCAUUCGACUCAUUGUUAGAAGGACAUUUGACCUUUGUCCUGAAAACCGUGCGGUUUCGGGAUCUAGGCCCGUUCAAAAGUCCGGAUUGUUUCCAGUUCGAUAUUGACAUUGUAUUUAACAAUCGGGACCACGACGGGCAAACUCUGGUGACGUUGGAGGCUCAACCGACGAGACUGAGGUGCAAGGGGGACGCGAAUUAUAUGGGUGAGCGGAAAGCGGACAAUAGACUGGAGCGGAUCGGGAGGAGUGGGGUGAACUACAUCGUGAUUGGAAUGUGCACCUUGUCGCUGGUCUUGUGUUGUAGGGCGAUCUAUAGGGCGCAGCUGCUAAAAGCGGACACGAUCUCCUUCUUUAAGCGCUACUUUGGCCAAGAUUUAACUGUGGAGGAUCGCCUGGAGUUUUUGAAUUUCUGGUAUCUGCUCAUAAUUGUGAACGAUAUUUUAAUCAUUGUCGGAUCCGCGUUGAAAGAGCAGAUUGAAAAUAAGGAGCUGACCGGAGAAGCGUGGAAUAUUUGCAGUUUGCUCCUUGGUGUAGGAAAUUUGCUAGUUUGGUUCGGCGUUUUGCGAUAUCUAGGUUUUUUCCGAACCUACAACGUCCUCAUUCUCACGAUGAAACGGGCCGCACCAAACGUGAUGCGUUUCCUGAUCUGUGCCAUCUUAAUCUAUGCGGGAUUCACGUUUUGCGGGUGGCUGAUUCUAGGACCGUAUCACAUCAAGUUCGCCACACUAUCGACCACAUCCGAAUGUCUAUUCGCCCUAAUCAACGGAGACGACAUGUUCGCCACAUUCGCCGGGAUGUCGUCCAAGUCCUCCCUGCUCUGGUGGUUUUGCCGCUUGUAUUUGUACACGUUCAUCUCGCUCUUCAUCUACGUGGUCCUCUCCCUCUUCAUCGCCCUCAUCAUGGACGCCUACGAAACGAUCAAGCUCUACUACCAGGAGGGCUUCCCCCGCACCGCGCUCCACGACUUUAUCACGGGGCCCGAGAGCGAGAACGAGAUGCUCAUCAGAAGGAUGAUGAUGACCCGGGGGACGGUCGGCGGAGGGGAUGAUGACGACCUCAUGGGCGGAGUAGGACCCCCCUCCCCGCCGUAUUCGAUUAAUACCACGUGCUGCCACCACAUGGGAGGAGGAGGCGGCUUACAGCACAGCAUGGGCGGGGGCGGAGGGGGAGGAGGAUGCUGCGGAUCGUCGCACCAUUCACACUCGAUCCUCCAACAAUCCCAUCGAGUCUUGUCGAGACAAUCGUCCACCACGGAGUUGACGGCGGGAGGGAUUCUAGACACGAUUGUGGAGAGGAUUUGUGGCUGUCAUACUAAUAAUAAUACUAAUAGCAGUGGGAUCGGAGAUGGAGCGGAGUUGGAGAGAUCGACCUCGGACGGGGAGGAGUCGCAACCCUUGCUGAAUGGGCUGAACGCGUAGCACAUACCGCCUCGAGCUUAGCACACCCCUCGGGGCCGCGCCCUCGUCCCCUGCCCGCAUACACAAAUACCCAGAUUUUUUUACCCGGCUGUGAUAUAGAAAAAUAAGCUUGUAAAUUAAGCUUGUACAGAGCAAGCUUCUCGUUCAUGUAGUUCUUUAGAUUUUCUUUUUUGUACGGAGAAAGAUGGACGAAAAAACGCUGUAUUUAUUAAAUAGCUGUCCAUCCUGACAAUAAUAAUAAUGGAAAUAAUAAUGAUGAUGAUGAUGAUUAAAACAUGAUGUGAAAUAGA